Coregonus clupeaformis (lake whitefish) is the source of this 1025-nucleotide messenger RNA. RefSeq names its product aquaporin-8-like. Bases 115 to 894 code for a protein of 259 amino acids. Gene Ontology annotation, molecular function: water channel activity. Gene Ontology annotation, biological process: water transport; transmembrane transport. Lineage: Eukaryota; Metazoa; Chordata; Actinopteri; Salmoniformes; Salmonidae. Gene Ontology annotation, cellular component: plasma membrane. The transcript has 5 exons. The record is from RefSeq and is a predicted model, not a curated record.
UGGUCAGGCAAUAUCACCAGUGAUUAUACAUUUCAAGACACUGUCAUAAGUCAUUCACUAGUAUCCCAGACACUCAGUCAGACUCUUGAGGUCCAGUCAGACCAGACAGACACGAUGGGAGUAGAGAAUGUGGAGCUGGAUGUGGGAGACUCGACUCUGAUGAGUAGCACCAAGAAGCCUCCCAAGGUUCGGCCUCCCAACAUGUUUGAGCGCAUCAUCCAGCCCUGCCUGGCAGAGGUGGUGGGCACCAUGUUCUUCGUCUUCAUCGGGUGUGUGUCGGUCAUCGAGAACGUUGAGUCUGCAGGCAGGGUACAGCCGGCCCUAGUCCAUGGCCUGGCAGUUGCCGUCAUGGUGGCAUGCAUGGAUCAGAUCAGUGGAUCCCAUUUCAAUCCUCCCUUCACCAUUGCCAUCUACCUGUGUGGCGGCAUGCAACUGUUCAUGGUCAUCCCAUAUCUUAUCAGCCAGUUAAUAGGAGGGGUGCUGGGAGCUGCCAUGUCAAAGAUGAUGACAUCAAAGGAGAACUAUGCCAAUGCCACCGGUGCGGCGUUUACCAUCCUCCAAUCAGAGGACCAGCUGGUGGGGGCCAUCUUUGGAGAGAUCGCCAUGACAUGCCUGGUUUCCAUGGUAGUGUUGCUAGGGGCGGUGAACGCAAAGAGCAAAAGUCCCAUGGUGCCUUUCCUGGUAGGCUCUACUGUCAUCAUCAACAUUCUGGCAGGAGGGGAUGUGUCUGGGACCUGUCUGAACCCAGCCAGGGCUCUGGGGCCAGCAGUGAUGGCCAACUACUGGACCUACCAUUGGGUUUACUGGGCUGGUCCUAUCGCAGGAGGUCUACUGGCAGCAGGACUAGUGAGACUUGUGCUUGGAGAUGAGAAGACACGAAUCAUCAUGAAGUGACAUCCUGUCCAUGUCCACCUCACUGUGAAAAACAUUUAACCAACUGGGUCAUUCCAUCAAUUCGAUGCCUUUUGAGGAGUAUAAUUUUGUAUUACUUUUUUUGAAUAAAUUGAACAGUGGUGGAAAAAGUA